GUGCGCUGACGGCGGCGGAUUUCCCGUCGUACCUUGUUGUGUCAAUUUGGGAAGACUACGGUCGCUGUUUGGUGUCACCGGGGGAGAGCGGAGAUGACAGCGGCUCCGUGUUUGAUUCUGCCCACCUGCUCAAAUAACAUCAGCAAUAAUUAAGCUGUGCAACCAUGUCAUCUCAUAUGUGAGCUGUAGAGGUUACCUGUGGUACUGCUGACAUUUCACAACCAAAAAUGGCUAAUACAAGUGGCGGUGGUGGUGGCGGCGGCAGUUGUAAGCCAAGCUCAAACAGUUGGUGCAAAUCUCAAGAAAAACUCCCUGUGCAUGUAGAGGAUGCCUUAUCGUAUCUGGAUCAGGUAAAAAUUCGUUUUGGCAGUGAUCCAGCUACAUACAAUGGUUUUCUAGAGAUAAUGAAGGAGUUUAAAUCUCAGAGCAUUGACACUCCAGGGGUCAUCCGCCGCGUUUCCCAGUUAUUCCAUGACCAUCCAGAUUUAAUGUUGGGUUUUAAUGCUUUUUUACCACUUGGCUAUAAAAUUGAGCUUCCAAAAAAUGGUAAAGUGGUGGUUCAGACAUCGCUGGCCAGUCCGGUUCCUUCUGAUGCAGCCACAAGCAUUUUGCCAAAUACACGUGUAGUAGUUCCACCUGUGCCUGAAAAUUCACACAGUGAGGUGGCAGAAGAGCCACGGCUGCCGGAAAAAGAAAAGACAUCGGCUCCUCCAGAGUCUGACUCGUUAGAGUUUCAUAAUGCUAUCAGCUAUGUCAAUAAAAUUAAAACUCGAUUCCUUGACCGACCUGAGAUCUACAGAUCUUUCUUGGAAAUCCUUCAUACGUAUCAGAAGGAUCAGCUAAAUCCAAAAGGGCGCCCAUUUCGUGGAAUGUCAGAAGAGGAGGUGUUCACAGAAGUGGCUAGCUUAUUUCGUGGACAGGAAGAUUUACUUUCUGAAUUUGGCCAGUUCCUUCCUGAAGCAAAGAGAUCGCUGUUCACUGGAAAUGGCACAUGUGAUCUUAGUGCAAGGAAGCUUGAAUACCAGAGAAACCUAGAACAAAGCCGAAAACGAUCCAGAUCUCUUUUGUUACGCCCCAUGUCUUGUCCAUCUAAGAAAAAGAUGAAGAUGAGAAAGUCCAAGGACCAAUCGGUGGCAAGUGUUGGCAAAUAUGGGACGCUACAGGAGUUCUCUUUCUUCAAUAAGGUGCGCCGAGUACUAAAAAGCCAGGAAGUCUAUGAGAAUUUUUUGCGAUGCAUUGCACUUUUUAACCAAGAGCUGGUAUCUGGUUCGGAGCUGCUGCAGCUGGUUACACCUUUCUUGGGGAAGUUCCCUGAGCUCUUUGCUCAGUUUAAAUCUUUUUUGGGUGUUAAAGAGCUUUCUUUUGCCCCACCGGUAACCAGUGACCGUUCGAAUGAAGGAAUAGGGAGGGAAAUUGAUUAUGCCUCUUGUAAACGCAUUGGUUCUAGCUACAGAGCGCUUCCUAAGACUUAUCAGCAGCCGAAAUGCAGUGGAAGGACUGCUGUCUGCAAAGAGGUGUUAAAUGACACUUGGGUGUCCUUUCCUGCAUGGUCAGAGGACUCUACUUUUGUCAGUUCUAAGAAGACCCCAUAUGAAGAGCAGCUUCACCGCUGUGAGGAUGAGAGGUUUGAGCUCGAUGUUGUAUUAGAAACCAAUUUGGCAACAAUUCGUGUCCUGGAGAGUGUUCAAAAGAAAUUUUCUCGCAUGUCUGCAGAAGAUCAGGAAAAGUUUCGGCUAGAUGACUGCCUGGGUGGAACAUCUGAAGUCAUCCAGCGUCGGGCCAUCUACCGAAUAUAUGGGGACAAAGCUCCAGAUAUCAUAGAAAGCCUCAAGAAAAAUCCUGUCACUGCAGUACCUGUUGUGUUAAAGAGAUUAAAAGCAAAAGAAGAGGAGUGGAGAGAAGCUCAGCAAGGAUUUAAUAAGACUUGGCGAGAACAGUAUGAGAGAGCAUACCUAAAAUCUCUUGAUCACCAGGCUGUUAACUUUAAGCAGAAUGACACCAAGGCUCUUCGAUCAAAGAGUCUGCUAAACGAAAUUGAGAGUGUCUAUGAUGAGCACCAGGAACAACAUCCUGACGGAAGGCCAAACGCAUCCAGUGGGCCACAUCUCAUUUAUACCUAUGAGGACUGGCAGAUUCUGGAAGAUGCUGCAUCUCUGAUUAGCUACUACGUAAAAAGACAACCUGCAAUUCAGAAGGAAGAUAAAGACACUAUCCGACAAAUCUUGCAUCAGUUUAUCCCUGAACUUUUUUUCUCCUCUUCCUCUUCUACUUUUCAAUCCUUACUUGGCUCCAACACUGAGGAUACUCCUACAGAGACAGUCCCUGACCCUUCUGUAACAGAACUUCCUGAGCGCCGCAGAAAAUCAGCAAAUGCUGGAGUGCCUCAGGAACCCACUACCCCAACACGCUCUCCCCCAGAACCACCUCCUAAGACAACAGAGGAAAUGUACAGCUUGGUUUUUGCUAAUAAUAACUGGUAUUUCUUUCUUCGGCUUCACCACACACUGUGCUCUCGCCUCCUGAGGAUCUAUCGGCAGGCACAGAUCCAAUUGCACGAGUAUAGGACAGAAAAAGAGCGUGAAAAACUGCUGUGUGAUGGCAGGAAAGAAAAAUCUAAUGGACCUGCCAUGGAGCUUCGACUCAAGCAACCCAGUGAGGUUGAAUUAGAAGAAUACUACCCUGCAUUCCUGGACAUGGUGAGAAACCUUCUUGUUGGAAAUCUGGACCCUACCCAUUAUGAAGACACACUGCGGGAGAUGUUUACUAUACAUGCUUAUAUUGGCUUCACAAUGGACAAGCUGAUUCAGAACAUCACACGACAGCUCCAUCAUUUGGUAAGUGACGAAAUCUGCUUGAAGGUGGUGGAACUGUACCUGAGUGAGAAAAAGAAAGGAGCAGCAGGGGGCAGUCUAAUCACCCAGUGCGUCAGGACGGCAAAAGAAACAAGUUAUCAGUGGAAAGCAGAGCAUUGCAUGGCGGAUGAGAAUUGUUUCAAGAUGAUGUUCCUGCAGAGACAGGGCCAAGUAAUAAUGACGAUUGAGCUGCUUGACACAGAAGAUGUUCAGACAGAAGACCCCACUGAGGUGCAGCAUCUUUCCAAUUAUGUGGAGCAAUAUAUUAAUGUACAAGGAGAACAGAAUGCCCAGAAUGAAGGAUUUUUAUUGAAGCCAGUAUUUUUACAAAGAAAUAUCAGAAAUUUUCACAGAUGGCAGUGCAGGACAAUGCGAAUGAUGAAAGAUGAAGUUAAGAGCUCAUGGAAACGAUUAAUGGGAGUGGAAAGUGCUAGCAAUAUGGAUUGCCGCUUCAGGCUCAACAGCCACAAGAUGAUGUUCAUCAUCAACUCUGAAGAUUACAUGUACCGCUGGGGGACACUGACAAGAGCCAAAGAGUUCCAGCCUAUGGUCUUCCAGAAGCACCAUGAGAGAUUUGCUGCCUGGCACAACAAUUGGCUGCAGGAGAAUGUCAGUUCCAGAGCAGCUGACCUGGUGCAAGACUGGUUGACUGGUGAAGAAGAUGAAGAAAUGGUUCCCUGCAAGACUGUAUGUGAGAUCUCCGAGAUCCAUGGCAUGACAGUUACAAGAUAUCGAGUGCAGUACACACGCAGAGCGUCCUCCCCUUGACACCUGUUCACAGUUCCUCUGUAUGCAUUUGCUGCUUGACAACUUUUUUUUACGGGGCUUUUUUCCUGCUGCUGUUCUUAAAAAGAUGCCUGACUGACAGUAGGCAGCAGCUUCUACCAGUGCCAUUAUCUCUGUUUGUGCUGUGGACCUUAAUCAACGUUCACCCUGCAGCCCAACAGUACCAAAUAUAAAGUGAAAGACUUUGCACCCUUAACUGUGCACCUCUUUAUUAAGCAUCCAAGCCAGAACUUUACAGUCAGGGUUGAUAUGACGCUAAAGGACGUUUUGUGUACACAGUUACUAAUGAAGUGUUUGAUUACAUUCAUUAAUUAAUAAUGGUAUCUCUUAUAUGAACAGUUAAUCAUGGUGCUGGGAGAAUUGCCAUGCUUAUUUAAAGAAAAGCCGAAAAUUAACUUGAUAUUAAAUAAAUCGUGCAAUCAGUUUACAAAACAAGGAAGAAAAUAUUGAAUAUCCAUUCCAUAAAAAUGGCGAAAUUGAAGUACAUUUUAAAGCUGCCCAUUUUAAAAUCAUUUUUAUUUAACAUUAUUCAUGGUGAACAGAGUCUAUAGUUCUAUGUUAACACAUUACGGUGGACAACAAUUUACUAAAUUGCCACUGAUAAAAUGGAAGGUGAAAGGCUGUUGCCAAUCAAACAGAAAUUUCAGUUUUGCAUGUUUGCUGGCAAGGUGAAUCACAGGCUUUUUAGAUCUUUUGUGAAUGUCAUUGUUGAGAGAUUCUCAGUAGUAGUCUCAUUUCUCCACAUGCACAUGCCUUUAUGAAGACAAAUAAGUGUCCCUGUCCUCCAGCAGAAUCCUCAUAUUGUCAAGUAAGGUGACACGUACAUUUAUUGCCAUGCUAGAGAUAUCUCUCCAUUAUGUCAUUCAGGGAUACAAAAAGCCAGCAAAUGGUUCAGCCCUCUGGUACCUAUCCAAAACUGGAAUGUCGGGUUUGGGCAGUUACCCUUUUUUAGCUGUGGUCGUGAAGAAAAAGCACUUGGAGUAAUCUUUUAUCUGAACUUUUUUUAUUUCAUAUCAGUUUGCACUUAUCUGCCACUGUCCACAUACAGUAUUUCUGAACUAAUAAUUGUAAAAUUAAUGGGCUUUGACAGGGAUUGGUGUUGACUACAAAAUAUUCAAUAAUGCCAUAAGUCUAUUUUGUUUUCUUCUUUUUUUUUUUUUUUUUUGUCUAUACCGACCCAUAUAACAGUGAUAUUAAAUAAAUCAAGUGCUGUAAAAGUA
Messenger RNA from Rana temporaria (common frog), 4858 nucleotides. It is a transcript of the gene SIN3B, whose product is annotated as SIN3 transcription regulator family member B. Bases 228 to 3620 code for a protein of 1130 amino acids. Gene Ontology annotation, biological process: negative regulation of transcription by RNA polymerase II. The transcript has 20 exons. Gene Ontology annotation, cellular component: chromatin. NCBI's taxonomy places the organism in Eukaryota, Metazoa, Chordata, Amphibia, Anura, Ranidae. Gene Ontology annotation, molecular function: transcription corepressor activity. The record is from RefSeq and is a predicted model, not a curated record.